UUUUGGAAAAAAGCAAAAUGUAAACACAGUAUUCAUCAUCACGUGGUGGACCAGUUGAAAAGAAAACAAAAAGAACGAUGCAGCAUAUCAAUUCGUAAAUUUUUAAGAAGAUAUAAUUGAAAAAGUGAUAGUCAAAUUAUGCCAGACGCAUGGGUGUCAGUGGGUAUUGGUCUUGGUUCCGCAGCAGUUCUCCUUUUCUUCAUAGUUCUCUUUGUUUGGUAUUAUCGAAGAAGAAAUCGUUAUGAGUAUACUCCUUUGAGAGGUGAUGAUAUGGCUUUACCUACCAAAUGGAAGAUGGAGAAAGAUUUUGAGGAGGAGCAAAAAAGAGAGGCUGCACUUCUAAAUUGUCAAUUUUUCCUACGAGCAAAUGUCGGGAAAUAUUCUUACAAUGAGUACUUGAAACAAAUUGGAAGCAGAGUGGAGAGGCAGUGGUUUAUUGUUCGACAUGUGAAGAUGAAGAAAGACUUGUUGCUAACGGUAACUCCAAAGUCACCUGAUUGUCAACUUGUCUUUGAUUCAUCCUCUAAAUCUAACACCUUGAAAGAUUUACUACAAUCGAUUAAGCAUCCAUAUAUCUGGCCUGUUAGUGACCUAGUCUUACAAAGUGAACAACAGAUUGCUAUUGUACUACAACCAUUCAACAGCAAGGGCUCCCUCAAGGACCUUAUUAGAAAUACACGUCCUCAGACAGCAUGGCUGGCUAAAUCUGUAAACCAAAACAAAGGAUUGCCAACUAGACUUAUACAACUGUACGGACGUCAAAUUUUAGAAGCUCUACUAUAUUUAAAAGAAAAUAAUUUCCCCCCAUACCGUCAUUUGCAAUCGGGUAAUGUAAUAUUGGGGAGUGGUGUUUGUCGUCUAACUGCACUCGACAACAUGUUCCUUAGUUACAAUUCUCCUUUACAACAACUUGUGUACCGCAAAAUUCGCAAUAAUAUAGACGCCCUUGAUGUGCUCUGCUUCGGACAUCUUGUAUUUGAAAUGGCAUGUGGUUGGGAAUUAGACUCUGCACAUCCAGACAGUGGUGAUUAUAACAGUUGCAAAGAUACAGCAAUAAAAGAGGUGUUAGAGUUCAUCUUCAACAAAUCUAAAGAGUAUCCAUCACUUGAAGAGGUUGCAGGUCAUGCCUUCUUCACAUCAUGCAAUCUAGUUGAGUUGAAAUCCAAUCCCCCAUCAGCAAUAAAACUAACCUCUGCAAUGAAAAACAUCAUAAAAGUCGUUCGAAAAAGCAAACUCCCAAAAAUGACCACUGAAAAUGGAGAGAGAAAGAAACCUGUGCAAAAGCAAGUCAGCAAAGACAAUGUGAAAACUAAUUCAACCAAAUCAAAGAAGAAAGCAGACUUGGCAGAAGGGAAAAAAAGGAAACCUUCCAGUCGCGUAUCAACAGCACCACAAAUACACCAACCACCACCCCCCCCCCCCCCCCCCCCCCCACCCCCUUCCCACCCCCCCCCCCCCCACCGCCCUGCCCCACAAGUCGGCAUUAAGCAACCUUCGUCAAAUGGCCAACGCUCUGCACUACUGAAUGAUAUAAGAAAAGGAAUGUCAUUAAAAAAGGUGGAAACCAUUGAUAAAAGUAAUCCAAGAGUUUGAUGAAGUUGUUGCCUAGCGACUGAGAGGUAUUGUUCCUGCUUCUUGUGCUGAAGGCUCCAGCCAGCGUCAGGUUUCAAUUGGAGUCUAAUCACUUGCAUCUUCGAAUAACCCUCACGUUGAGAGUUAGGCAGGUUAAGGACAAUGUUUGUAUCCGUUUGUGUCUGUUAUAUGUUUGUAGUUAAGUUGGGCGGCGCUGCACUGUGGCUGCUGUGAAUCAGGGUUCCCAGGGGCCAGACAUUUUUCUGAUUUCCAAUUAGAUUAUUAUUAUUUUUAUAUUGCUGCUGUUUGGAAGCAUAGUGGAAUUUUUAUUCAAAAUAAAAAGCUGGGUAGUGUGUGAACAUUUGACGACCAGACUCAUGAUAACUGCUUGUUGUUGUUGCAAACGCUUUAUUGCGUCUGCAUUUUCCCCCAAUUUUUUAAUGUUUUUUAUUUAAAAGAAGACCUACAUUCAUUUUGAAAUGUUGGAAUAUAGCAGGAGAUAAUAUUGGUGUCCGAGUCUGCUUAGCGUACUCUUGCAGGGGGUGCAUUGCGAAUGCCUGGUUCACCUAAUGGGUUCACUGUGCGCUGCGCGCACAUAUCGUUCACUGAUGUGUUACAAGGCGCUACGGUUUCAUUUACUUUGUCUUAAGCUCUGUCUACACUAUCAAAAAUUUUUGACAAAAAACUGUUAUAUGCCCAUAUAUAGUCAUGUGCCUAUAUAUGAUCGUGAUGUCAUGUCAUUAUGACCAUAUAUAUACAGUAGCUCGUAGUAGCUCUAGCUAGUGUAGCUAGACUACGGAGGUCAUCCACAGAGACUAGUAGGCUAGGGCCUAAUAAUUAUGAGGGGUGGUAUGAUGCCUCCGUCAAGAGCAAAGUGCGCAUGGUUGCACGUUGCCUAAAAUCUUUUGAAAUUGGUCCUGGUGGAAUUUGCGAAGCCCCAAAAAAUGUUGGAUGAGUUGAAAAUAGUAAAAAAAAAAAAAACAUGUCAAGCAGUAGACACACUCCAACUGGGAGCCUAUUUUACUGCUGUUUACAGUUAAUAUGAAGGCAUUUUCGAAAUAAUAAUAAUUAUAUAAUUUUAUAUUUAAAAUGUUAUAAGUAUUUUUAUCUUAAUAUGUAAAUGAAGUGAACUGUAAGUAGGUUGGUCAUCUGCAAUAAUGUGGAAAUUCAAUAUGAUAUUUAAUAUAAGAGGACUUCAGUUUAGGGGGAAUUGUGGUUUAUAAUGACAUUUUAUGCCAAGUAGAAUUUAUGCACCAUGCUAAUUUAAGUUUUAGAAUGACUACCUAUGAUUAUUAUUAAAACCAAGAAAGUAUGAAUUCCUUCCUUCGAAAAGUACUAAAAUGUUGCAUGUACAGUAUGUUCCGAAAAAGUAUAUGUAUGUGUGCACAUAUACAAACUGUAUUGUUAGUUUUUUUUUAAUAAAUAAGAACACUUAAUUGUAUUUACACUGAAGUGGGGGACAGGUUCUCCUACAAUCUUAUGAAAUAAAAUAUUAAUAUUGCA
Anneissia japonica is the source of this 3075-nucleotide messenger RNA. Its product is annotated as probable inactive serine/threonine-protein kinase slob2. Gene Ontology annotation, molecular function: protein kinase activity; actin binding; ATP binding. NCBI's taxonomy places the organism in Eukaryota, Metazoa, Echinodermata, Crinoidea, Comatulida, Comatulidae. Gene Ontology annotation, biological process: protein phosphorylation. The record is from RefSeq and is a predicted model, not a curated record.